AUAAUCUUCUCCUAAGCUAAGAAGAAAAAUCCUAUCUUUAUUUCCACUUGCUUUCUCCUAUAGUUUUGGCUAUUUUGGGAAAGUUUUCUUCCUCAUUUUCUUGCAAUUUUCAGAAGGGUUAAUCUUAUGGAGUGGUUUUCUCGCGUUGAUGAUGGUGAUGUUGUUGUUCCUAAAAGCUUUGAUGGUUUUUCACCAUCUUCUGAUAGCUGGUCACAGUGGGACUCAACACCCUUUGGCAAUUUCAAGUCAGAAAUGAAAAGGAACAAUAUAAGGUCAUACGAUGGAGCUGAAGAUUGUAAAGUGAUCGGGAAUGGCCUAUCUAAUGAUGUUGACAUGAAAAACUUUGGAAUUCAUGAGGAGCCUUUUGAUAAUGCAGCUAACCAAGCUUCAUACUGUGAUAUGGAUCAAUGGUCCUCAUAUCCACCUGAGCAGCUGGAAUUUCAUCUUGAUAACUUUACCUCAAUCGAUCAGUUGGAUGAUGUGUUCCUAAGUUCCUUACUCGACGAAGACUGUCCAACUGGAAUGGAUGCAUCUGAUGAGUCAUCAACAGAUUCCCGUUGCAGCAUGCUGCUGGAUGAUGAUCAAGUAAGAGAUAUGACGAGCAACACUUGUGCUGGUACUGCCAAAUAUUUCUCUGCACAUGCUUUUACUUCACCAGUGGAUUGGGAGGGGCAAGAAGUUAACAAUUCUUAUUUGCUGAAAAAGGCACCACAAGCAGAGGUUGCCGUAAAAUUGGAGCAUGAUAAAGGAGAUAAUAAAGUGAGUGACGAGGAAAUAUCCAUGGAGGAAUCCGUCCUACAGCACCUAGAAAAUCUCACAUCUCAGCUGACAGAGGAAACCAGAAUCUGCUUCCGGGAUUCUCUAUAUCGUCUUGCAGGAAAUUCAAAACAUGAUGCAUGUCAGAGUAGGAAUGCUAUGCCAGAUCAAGAUUCUACGUGGUUCAACGAGGAAGAGACUUCAGAAUCGCGGACGAAUGUUAUUGACAGAACUGUCGCCAACUUUUUGUUCAGCAACGUUGAGUUUGGUGCCUCUGAAGGCUCAUCAUUGGACUUUACAGAAGCCACCAACAUAAGACAGCAUUCAAGAGGUGGUAUGUUGUGGAAUAUCUCAGCAGGUUCCUCUGGUUGUGAUGCCCCUACAUUUAGCGGAUAAACAAUGCACUCUUCACUCUGCCUAAACUUUUCUUGAAGUGGAACUGUGAUGGGCACUACUUUGCAUCCUAGUUCUUACAUUUCGUUCAAGAUAUUAUAGCAUGGUCGUCUUGCAUUAUCUAGCAUGACCUUAUCCAGCUAUGUUUUGACGAAAGCUUGUAUAGUAGGCGUGAUUAGAGGCUAACCAUGUUUACUUCCGUGUCUGCCAACUGAUCAAUAGUUCCUUUCAUAUGAUAGUCGCCUUGGCAGAGGAGCUAUCCGAGCUCCAAGAGGUCAAGAAGA
Messenger RNA from Solanum verrucosum, 1433 nucleotides. Its product is annotated as protein LNK4-like. The transcript has 6 exons. Bases 127 to 1152 code for a protein of 341 amino acids. The record is from RefSeq and is a predicted model, not a curated record. Gene Ontology annotation, biological process: circadian rhythm; regulation of DNA-templated transcription. Lineage: Eukaryota; Viridiplantae; Streptophyta; Magnoliopsida; Solanales; Solanaceae.